UUUCUACUCUUUUUUUCUUAUUGCUUUGGAAAUGGGAAGUUCCACAAGUCAAAGUUUACAUGUUUACAUCACAUGCCUCACACUCACUCACCCAAUGGAUCUGCAUUGAAAACCGUGUUUGAUCUUUAAUGACUAAUACAGGCCAUUGAUAUUUUGAAAUUUUCAAGAUUAAUUGCUAAUCACUCCCUUCAGAGUUGUUUACUUUGCAUAUCCCACUCUGGUAUUUUGAAAAUAACUUAAAAACCCCUCAAGUUUGUUUGGUUGUGUACUAAUAGAUAGAAAGUGUUUGGAAGGCUGAGUUGAGUGAUGAAAUAUGAAAUUAAUAUGACAAUUUGCUAGGUUCUAACCUCGAUCAACAAUUGACAACUAAACAUGAGUGUUGCGUUCGUUGCGCAACUCAACUAAACACCUUAAGGCAUGACAUAAAUGUACAAAUGAAUGGAAUUGAGUUAUUUAACACCAAUUUACAAAGUUAGUGGGCCAAAGCGAAACACCCUGUCAAUGAUAAUUUCUACACAAUUGACACAUAUGGGUCUUUGUUUGGUGUUGUUUUUGUGAAAGGUAAGUGAUAAAAGGGUAUGAGUUGAAACUUUUCUUAACAUAAGGGCAGGAUUUGCAAAAUAUAGAGAAUACAGGAGUGUAACCUGCAAAUACCCUAUCUUAGAAAAGACCCUACAGAUUGUAUCUAGGAGUAUAGAAUAUAGGAGCAAUCAGAGAUUUGAGUAGAAUAUUGCUCAAAACAGAAACAAAUGAGUCAGUUGAAGACAAAAGUUGAAAAUUUGUUAAAAACUUAUAUAAAGAGGCAGUCCAAGUUGUUAGAGUUGAAAGACAAACAAGACAUUGAUUCUCUCAGAGCUUCACAAAAAAACAUGAAACCUUUGAUCUCCAAAUCAUUGUUGGUUCCAAUUCUCUACACUUUUCUACUUCUGAUCUUUUCUUUCCAUCUUCACACUCCUACUCAAGCUGCAAGAAUGCUCCUCCCCUUCCCGGGUUCUCAUGUUGCUUCUACGUCAUUACCGUUACCGUUAUCGUUAUCGUCGUCGUCGUCAUAUCAAGUUGAUCUUCUUCAUCAUCUUCCUCCUGCUGCUAGGAAGCUCGGUGAAACCUCAUCCUCUACUUCCACAAGCCUUCGCCGAAUACCUCGUAGUGGCCCAAAUCCCACACAGAACAGAAUGAAGCCUAAGUUGAGAAGCUAAAUCUUAAAGGGAUCAAAGAAACAGAUGUUCAAAGGACUCUCAAAGCCAAUCAUUAUUCUACUUUUGUUUUUUAUACUAAGGAAAAAAAAUCCAUAGCAAUAGAAAUACAUUAGAAAACUGACUGUUACAUACAUGGCUUGAUUAGAACUUCUUGUGUAUGUGUAGAUUUCCCAAUGUUAAUAAAACUUCUACAAUUUUGAUCUGUUUCUUGAAA
Cucumis sativus (cucumber) is the source of this 1410-nucleotide messenger RNA. RefSeq lists its product as uncharacterized. The record is from RefSeq and is a predicted model, not a curated record. The coding region runs from base 750 to 1196 and encodes 148 amino acids. The transcript has 2 exons. NCBI's taxonomy places the organism in Eukaryota, Viridiplantae, Streptophyta, Magnoliopsida, Cucurbitales, Cucurbitaceae.